UUAAAUUUCUUAACUUUUUCGUUACAGAAGAUUUGAUUACAGUAAUAUAUGUAGCUGAUAUGGAAAACGCGCCAGAAUGCCCCUGAAACUGACAUCAGUCAUCUUUGGCCACAGUUUUACACGAAUUCAAACCGUCGCAAGAUGCUUCUGUUCCAAUUCUGUAACCUUUGAACAGGUGCGACAACUUAUUCGAACACACACGGAAGUGACAUCAGAUCACAUGACUCCGGAGAUACAGCUUCAUUUAAUCACGCCAAAAUGUGCACUAUGGCACAGCAGAGGAGAAGACGCACCGUUUACUGAUCCAUUCUGGGCUUUCUACUGGCCGGGAGGACAAGUGUUAUCAAGGUUUGUCCUAGACAAUCCACGUCUGUUUACUGACAAGAGAGUCCUUGAUAUCGGGAGUGGAUGCGGGGCUUCCGCUAUCGCCAGUAAGAUGUCCGGCGCUCACACAGUCUGUGCUAACGACAUAGACCACGUGGCCAUAGAGGCAAUAAAAAUGAACUGUGAUCUGAAUAGAGUCUGCGUGGAUACGUCAUCAGAUGACAUCAUAGGCAGCAACUUGCGUGGCUGGGACAUUGUGUUUCUAGGUGACAUGUUUUAUGAUGAGAAUUUCACGGACAGAUUUAGCGUCUGGUUACCCCAGCUGUCCCAGGGAGGGAUAGAGGUGUUAGUGGGCGACCCUGGGCGUCUACCACUGGUCAGCCAUCCUCUGAGGAGAAAUCUGGUCAGUCUUUAUCAGUGUCCACUUCCGGAAAACUGUCUCAAGGAAAACAGUGGCAUGUCUACGGGAACAGUGUGGAAAUUCAAGUGUUAGAUAAA
This is a messenger RNA of Saccostrea cuccullata (small rock oyster), 822 nucleotides long. Its product is annotated as electron transfer flavoprotein beta subunit lysine methyltransferase-like. The transcript has 3 exons. NCBI's taxonomy places the organism in Eukaryota, Metazoa, Mollusca, Bivalvia, Ostreida, Ostreidae. Gene Ontology annotation, molecular function: protein methyltransferase activity. Gene Ontology annotation, cellular component: mitochondrial matrix. The coding region runs from base 77 to 817 and encodes 246 amino acids. The record is from RefSeq and is a predicted model, not a curated record.